UAUACAUAUAAAAAAGAAAAGAUGGCCGAAGAAUAAUAACCAUUCUCAUUUACUCCUGAAGGUGGAAGUGCUAGUAAUUCAACCAAGGAUUAUACAGGCAAAGGAAUAGCUACGUAUUAUUAUUAUGUAAUGAAACAGUUAUCCAAAUGGUGAUACAUAUGAAGGAUAAUAUGUAAAUGGAGUUAGAGAAGGAAAGGGCAAAUACACUUAUAAUCCAUCAGGAGAUAGAUAUGAAGGAGAAUUCCAAUAGAAUUUGAAACAUGGAAUUGGAAGAUUAAUUUACAAUAAUAAUAAAGGAGAAUAUUAUGGAUAAUGGGAAUAAGGAUUAAGACAUGGAGAAGGAUUAUAUACUUAUGCUAAUAAAGAUGUCUAUUCAGGAUAAUGGUCUUAAGGUAAAAAAAAUGGAUAAGGAACUUAUGUUUUUAAUGAUACUGCCAUGAGAGUAUUUUUUAUUAUUUAUAUCUAAUAGUUUAGAGGUACUUGGAAUGAUAAUCAAAUUGUUGAUGGAGAAUGGAUCUAUCCUAAUGGAAUUGUCUAUAGAGGACCAUUUUAACAUAAUAAACCUAAUGGAGUUGGCAAAUUUGAAUUUCCUAAUAAAAAUUAAGUUGAAGGCUAUUACACUUAAACUAUUGUUCCUAAUGCUAAUCCUGAUGACACUACAUUAAAUAUAUAAUUAGAAUGGGUUACAACAAAACAUUAUUGA
This is a messenger RNA of Paramecium sonneborni, 703 nucleotides long. The record is from the annotation of a GenBank genome assembly. NCBI's taxonomy places the organism in Eukaryota, Ciliophora, Oligohymenophorea, Peniculida, Parameciidae.